AUGAACGCUGCGUCCCUGGGCGACAAGGCGCUCGCCAGCUCUGAUUUUCCAAAGGCAAUCUUACACUAUACUCAGGCGCUGAUCGAACUUCCCCGCGCUCCCCCCUACUAUAUCAAACGAUCCACCGCAUUCUCACGACUCAAACCCACGGACGGCGGUCCCAACCACCAGGCUGCGUUGCAUGAUGCGGAGAUCGCCCUGUCUCUUGCCCGGGAGCGUGGGAAACGGGAACUCAUUCUGUCCGCCCAGAUGAGACGGGGCGUGACCCUAUACCAGCUGGAGAAAUACGGUGAUGCAGCAUUUGUUUUUGGAAUUAUUCAGGAGAAGGCCGUUGCGGAUGUCGGAUAUGAGGAUAAAUCGGAGAAGGUGAAAAAUGCGAUGGCCGCCACUGGCUCUAGUUCCAAGAAUGGCUACCAGCAAGAGCUCCCCAUCUGGACGCUCAAGGUGAAAGGCAAACUUAACAAGCUGGCAGAAGGGGACGAAAAGGCUGCAGUGACCGUCACCGAAUUCCCCACUGGCAUCCACGCUCCCAGUGAGAAGGAACUCAAAAAGCAGCUGGAGUCUUUCAAAUCGGGGAAGAUUGAAGAUAGUGAUGCUGGAGCGUCGAAUAAGGACGACGAUAACACCAGGCCGCAGAACCCAGCCAACGCAGUAAUUUCUACCGCCGAGAGCUCGGAAAGCCAACAUAACGUUCCCAGUACCCCGGCUGCCCCUUCUGCUGACAAAGUGCGGCAUGAAUGGUAUCAAUCUCACAACUCCGUCGUCGUGACCUUGUAUGUGAAGGGGGUGCCUAAAGACAAAGCGAGUGUCCAAAUCACAAGUGACUCCGCUACGGUUGGAUUCCCUCUCCCGUCGGGCGCCGAGUAUGAUUUCACUCUUGAUCCUCUGUUUGCAUCGGUCGACCCAUCUGCAUCCAAGGUCUCGGUGAUGGCAACAAAGAUCGAGAUGUCGUUGUGGAAAAAGGUUCCGGGACAGAAGUGGAGUUCCUUAGAAGCCGCUUCGACAGACGUUAAGCUGGCAGACCGACAAACCGUCGUCAGCUCUGCCCCAUCAGACAAGCCAGCACCAGUUUACCCUUCGUCAUCACGCCACGGGCCAAAGGACUGGGACAAGCUGGCAUCGAAUCUGACGGCGAAAAAGGCUAAAUCCGGAGAUAAGGGCAAGGCAAAAGCCAGAGGCGAGGAAACGGGUGAUUCCAAGGGUGAAGAUGCUGGAGAGGAAUCGGAUGGUGCAGAGUCGGCUGACUCGGACUACGGAGGUGGUGACCCCGUUGAUGCUUUCUUCAAGAAACUGUACGCUGGCGCAGAUCCGGAUACCCGUCGAGCCAUGGUUAAGAGCUAUGUGGAAAGCCAGGGCACUUCUCUCAGUACGAACUGGAAUGAAGUGAGCCAAGGGAAGGUGGAGGCCCGACCACCUAGUGACUAG
This is a messenger RNA of Aspergillus tanneri, 1425 nucleotides long. RefSeq names its product co-chaperone SGT1. Gene Ontology annotation, molecular function: protein-folding chaperone binding. The record is from RefSeq and is a predicted model, not a curated record. The coding region runs from base 1 to 1425 and encodes 474 amino acids. Gene Ontology annotation, biological process: protein stabilization. NCBI's taxonomy places the organism in Eukaryota, Fungi, Ascomycota, Eurotiomycetes, Eurotiales, Aspergillaceae. The transcript is spliced from 2 exons.